Molecule: messenger RNA, 2641 nt
Organism: Chanos chanos (milkfish)
Lineage: Eukaryota; Metazoa; Chordata; Actinopteri; Gonorynchiformes; Chanidae
Gene: mboat2b
Product: membrane bound O-acyltransferase domain containing 2b
Exons: 13
Coding region: 24-1559 (511 amino acids)
Biological process (GO): lipid modification
Cellular component (GO): membrane
Molecular function (GO): acyltransferase activity
Source: RefSeq, a predicted model, not a curated record
GAGGCUCUACUUCUCACGGAACCAUGGCCACUGAAACAAUAUCUGCCUGCACUGGAUCUAAUUUAUUACAGCCGAUAAGCGAGAUCAUCAACCUUCCGUUAGAUCAGGUAAACUUUGUGGUGUGUCAGCUCUUUGCCCUGCUCACAGCGUUCUGGUUUCGUCUCUACCUGCAUCCCAGUAAAACCAGUCCGUUCGUCCGACAUGUGGUGGCGACUCUGCUGGGGCUGUACUUCGCGCUGUUCUGCUUUGGCUGGUAUGCUUUACAUUUCCUAGUUCAGAGUGGGAUCACUUAUGGCAUUAUGAUUCUGGCAGGAGUGGAACAUAUACACAAGUACUGUCUGGUGUUUGCCCUCGGAUACCUCAGUUUCUGCCAGAUCACACGUGUUUAUGUCUUUGACUAUGGCAUGUACUCUGCUGACUUCACAGGGCCUAUGAUGGUAAUAACACAGAAGAUCACCAGUCUAGCGUUUGAGAUUCAUGAUGGAAUGGCUCGCAAGGAGGAGCAGCUCACACAAAGUCAGCGAAUGUUGGCUAUACGGCGAAUGCCCAGCCUCCUGGAGUACUUCAGCUAUAACUGUAACUUCAUGGGCAUCCUGGCGGGCCCCACCUGCUCGUACAAAGACUACAUCGCCUUCAUAGAGGGCACGCCCUGUAGCCAUAGAGACCAAGAGACCAAUGGGAAAGUGAACGUGAAAACAACACAGAGUGAUCCAUCACCAAAUAGUGAGGUGGUCCGUAAACUGUCCACCUGUUUCAUCUCCCUCCUGGUCUUCCUGUCGGUGUGUAAAGUGUUUCCGGUGGAGCGUAACAUAGACGACGACUUCAUAGCAAACACGCCCUUUUAUGCACAGGUGGUCUACCUCUACCUGUCCAUGCUGACCACACGACCAAAAUACUACUUUGUGUGGACUCUGGCGGACGCUAUCAAUAACGCGGCUGGUUUUGGUUUUAACGGCUACGCCAGCGACGGGACACCGCGAUGGGACCUCAUAUCCAACCUUAGGAUUAUGAACAUAGAGUUUGCUACCAGCUUCAAGGUAUUCCUUGACAACUGGAACAUCCAGACAGCACACUGGCUCAAAAGAGUGUGCUAUGAACGCUGCCCUUACAAUCCCACAGCGGCCACCUUCCUGCUGUCUGCCAUGUGGCACGGUGCUUACCCAGGUUACUACCUCACCUUCCUCACGGGCAUCGUGGUUACGCUGGCAGCCAGAGCAGUGAGGCACAAUGUAAGGCCGCACUUCCUGGGUUCCCCAUCGCUCAAACUGGUGUAUGACAUCAUCACAUGGGCUGCUACACAGAUAGCCAUAUGCUACACUGUGGUACCUUUUGUACUGCUGUCUGUUGGCCCCUCCAUGAAGUUUUACAGGUCAAAGUAUUUCUCGGUCCAUAUAGGCUGUGUGCUGUUAGCUCUAGCUCUGCCCGUAAAGCCGCGGCACCUCCGUCUGAAGGAGCAGCAGCAGAGCAAGCAGGAGCCAGAAUCACAGGAGUCAAGCUCCGCCCCCCGGCGCCUCCCCUCCACCGAUUCAAACUAUAACCAGAAACUCAAAAGCACAUGAGCCUAGACCACCGGGGCCACAGAAAGUAGUUGAGAAGAGCCAGACAGAUUAACAAAGAAAACCAAUCCACAGAUAAACGAACACACUACCAGCUUCUGUCUCGACCUGAGGAGGGAGAGAGAGAGAGAGAGAGAGGGAGAGAGAAUGAGAAGGUCACCUCAUUUUUUUUUUUUCUCCAAGAUGAAAAAUACCAAGACAGAGAUGGGGUGGGCAGGACUUGUGAAAAGUGGCAGGGAGUAGUUGAGAUGGUCAUGAGAAACAUAAAAUCCUGAGUGCACAGCCCCUCGUCAUCUGCUCUGGUAUUCACCACUCCUCUGACUCUUCGUCAGUCUAGAGUUGACUUGAAGGGAAUAGGUUUCGGGAGACUUUUAUUUUUCUGGUGAUAUCUCUCUGUAAAACUACCCACCUGAAGUUCUAAACAAGGCAAGUCGAAAUUGGAAAUGCUUAUUUGCCUUUUUUUUUCUCUCAAAGAGUUCAGUUAAUCUUUCACUUACUAUACUUAGGCCAAGAAGAUAAGAUUUGACCUCUGCAAACACUUCAACAGCUAUGGAGUCAUAGCAAAACCUUUGACAGUUUUUGGCUGAGAAUUGACAGGGUUUUUUUUUUUUUUUCGUCUGGAAAGUUUAAUAGCUUUUGUCCGAGAAGGUCAGUUGUAUCAAUGGCUUUUGUUUCUGAGGAAGAUAUUUGAUCAGGCCUCUCUCCUGGGUUAGGCACUGAUGCCAAAGAUGUUGUUUCGCCUGACUCCUGCAGUGGAUGAAAAAAGUUUUGUCUGACCGUUUGACCCAUUUUAAAAUGUUUAAAACCCCCCCGGUUUCCCCCGGUUACCUAAAAGCAUUGUGGCUCUGCUUUGGACACCCAGUUUAGUCAAAAUCUAUGGAAUCAGUGAAAGAAUUUUUUGACAACAGGUUUUUGUUCUGAAUGCUGGGUUUUGAACGCUCGGUUUAUGUGGUGCUCUUUUUAUUCAAAUUAGACAAAACAAAUGCAUUUGAUGAUGUAAUUGUGUUGUUGACAUGUGGUGAUGGAAAAGGUCCACUGGCCAGAAGCAAACUCUCGCUUCCUUUUCCAUGGGCUAACCAUGGAUU